CAGCGCGGGCGGACGGAGCGCGAGCCCCUGCGGGGUGUGCGAGCCCGAGAGCACCGAGCCCGACCCCGGGGAGUGAGCCGGCGGGGAGCCAGGACACCUGCGAGGACCCCUCCUCCAUGUGGAGCAGACACACAUGAUGGCUGAUCCUCGGGGCCCUGUAGACCAUGGAGUCCAAAUUCGCUUUAUCACAGAGCCAGAGGGUGCUGCCGAGGUGGGCACCCUUCGUCGCAGUGGGAGACGCCCUGCUAAGGAUGCACGAGCCAGUUCCUAUGGGGUCGCUGUGCGCGUGCAGGGCAUUGCUGGGCAGCCCUUUGUGGUGCUAAACAGUGGAGAGAAAGGGAGUGACUCCUUUGGGGUCCAAAUCAAGGGCACCAACAACCGGGGAUCGCCAGGAGCACUGAGCUCUGACUCAGAGCCCCCUGAGAACCCCUACUCUCAAGUCCAGGGGUUUCCUGCCCCUUCUCAGGGCAGCACAUCUGAUGAGGAGCCCAGGGACCACUGGAGUGGAAGACUGCUCCGUUCCCAGUCGCAGGCCUCUCUGACAGGGCUGGCUGCUGUGGCUCCCAGCAACAGGAGCGCCAGCUUGUUGGAGCUGGCCCCUCAGAAGACUCCCCCGGUUAACACCAUUGACACUGCUCCAUUGUCUUCCGUGGACUCACUCAUCAACAAGUUUGAUAGUCGAACCGGGGGCCAGGUCCGAGGCCGGACUGGCCGCCGCACGCGGACGCUUCCCCAUGAGCAGCGCAAACGGAGCCAGAGUCUGGACAGCCGGCUCUCACGGGAGAACCACGAGGAUCGGGAACGCCAGCCCCCCAACCACUGGACCCCUGGUACAAAGUAUGACGAGCACGUGGACAGUUCAAAGCAGCCAUCCCAGAGCCAGAGCUAUCUCAGCAGCUUUAGCCGUUCCCGGCAGACUCAAGACUGGGUCCGUCAGAGUUUUGAGGAGCCACGGGACAAAGCACAGGAUCCCACCAUGGUGCAGUUCAAAUCAACUCCGGACCUUCUCCGAGACCAGCGGGAGGCAGCUGUACCAGGCAGUGUGGACCAUGUGAAGGCUACCAUCUAUGGCAUCCUAAGGGAGGGAAGCCCAGAAAGUGAAGCCUCUGUGAAGAGGAAAGUUAGUUUGGUGUUGGAGCAGAUGCAGCCUCUGGGGAUGGUUUCUCCUGCUUCUACUAAGGCCCUGGCAGGGCAGGGUGAGCUUACCCGCAAAGUGGAGGAGCUCCAGAAAAAGCUGGAUGAAGAGGUGAAGAAGCGGCAGAAGCUAGAGCCAUCCAGGCUUGGGCUAGAGAGGCAGCUGGAGGAGAAGGCUGAGGAGUGUAGCCGACUGCAGGGACUGCUGGAGAGGAGAAAGGAGGACGCCCAGCAGAGCGCCAAGGAGCUUCAGAACAUGAAGCUCCGCCUGGGCCAGGAAGAAGGAUUACGGCAUGGGCUGGAGACCCAGGUGAAGGAGCUACAGAUCAAGCUGAAACAGGGCCAGAGUCCUGAGCCUGCAAAGGAGGUUCUCCUAAAGGACUUGUUAGAGACCCGGGAACUCCUGGAAGAGGUCUUAGAGGGAAAACAGCGAGUGGAGGAACAGCUGAGGCUGAGGGAGCGGGAGCUGACCGCCCUGAAGGGGGCCCUGAAAGAGGAGGUGGCCUCCCAUGACCAGGAAGUGGAACAUGUCCGGCUGCAAUACCAGAGAGACACGGAGCAGCUUCGCCGGAGCAUGCAAGAUGUGACCCAGGACCAUGCUGCAGUGGAAGCUGAGAGGCAGAAGAUGUCUUCUCUGGUACGGGAGCUGCAAAGGGAGCUAGAGGAGACGUCAGAGGAGACAGGGCAUUGGCAGAACAUGUUCCAGAAAAACAAGGAGGAGCUGAGAGCCACCAAGCAGGAACUUCUGCAGCUGCGGAUGGAGAAGGAGGAGAUGGAAGAGGAACUUGGGGAGAAGGUGGACCUCUUACACAGGGACUUAGAGCAGGCCCGGGCCGGUGCAAGAGAUAUUCACCAGGUUGAGGAGCUCAAAAAGCUAAGCCUGAGGGUGAAGGCUUUGAAGCGGCAGGUGGAUGAAGCAGAGGAGGAAAUCGAGCGGCUGGACAGCCUGAGGAAGAAGGCACAGCGGGAGCUGGAGGAACAGCAUGAGGUCAAUGAACAGCUCCAGGCCCGCAUCAAAUCCUUGGAAAAGGAUGCUUGGCGAAAGGCUUCCCGCUCAGCUGUGGAGGCAACCCUCAAACAAGAGGGGUUGAGCUCCGAUGAGGAAUCUGACAGUGUCUACGACCCCUCAUCCAUUGCAUCACUGCUUACGGAGAGCAACCUGCAGACCAGCUCCUGUUAGUUUGCGCAUGCUCUGCUAAGGACCGCAGACAGGCUUGGAGCCUAUCUUAGCCAGCCCUGCUCUGCUUUGCUCUGUCCUGCCUGCCUGAGAGUCUUCUUUUCCUAUGGGUGACCGGAUCCACACUUCAGACUGGGAGGGGUCAGAACGACAGUGAUAAACCCAUUAGCAGUGAGCUGGUGGGGGUGGGCGUGUCCUUGUCACUGGAAGAGUGGGUAGGCCUGCUGAGCCCUCCCUGUAGGUGCUGACCUCUCCAUCAUCUCCCUUACAGUGGGACUAAUGGUCAACAUAUACCUGAGCAGGACUGCAAAGGACAGGAAGGGGUGGAUAUUGCCAUGUAUAUAAAGCUUUAUUUCUUUAAUAUUUAACCAUAUGGCUCAGGGAAAUACCCAAGGUUCUACUCCCUGGAUCCCUUUUUUUCUCCCUCUCUGGAGCAAGGGAGGGAACAUAAUGGGUAUGGACAUGCAGGCGUGGCUCUACCCACUUUUCAGAUUCUUCUUUUUGCACAGUCAUGGGCCCAUGAGUAGUCCCUAGCAUCUCUUGAGUUGCGAUAUUUUUGUUGUCUCCAAGUCACUGGGGUCCAGGGGACCUGCCUUUCCAUCUUGACCAUCCCUGUCUGCUGCUUUACUCUCUGUGCCUUAGCAGUGUGAGAUGAGGAUGCUGUUCUUGCCUUUCAUAAACCUGCACAUUCAUACCUCUCCGAAGACCAGCCUUUCCUCAUGGGGGCCCUCAGCCUGUCCUCCUUCCCCAGUGACUGGGCAGGAGAGCUCCAGGCUGCUCUGCCAACCAGCUCCUGGAGAAGGGCUUCAACAGGCCUGGUAAGGUGAUGGACUGGUUCUGCUCAGGGUUUCCGUCUUCCUUCUCGCCCUCUCUGACUGGAUGCUGCCAUGAGGUGGUUGUACCUGGGAACCAUGAGGACUGUUUAUUCAGGCUUUAAAAAGCAAACAUCUAGUCCCUGUAGCCUCCUUGUGGCUUCUCGAUAUGCCCAGCCUCAAUGGGAACCAACAGAUCCUUGCUUUUCUCAGGAAGUGGGCCCUGAUUCAGAGCUUUGCCUGGGUUUAGAAGCUGACUCUCAGUAGAGAUGGGAAGGGGCAAUGGAGAAUUUAUUCCUCCUUUGAGUUUUGGGGCGUGCCAAGCUCUGGUGGGUGAAGGUAAUAGGGAUGGUUCACCUCUUAUUUCCAAAGUAAGUUCUGUUCUCAUCAAUCACUUGUAAUUUCAUGAAUUAAAAAAAAAAUUCUACAAAUCAGUUAUUUUUUCCAAAUCCAAUCCAGCUUUGGUUUAUUUUAAAUUAAAUA
Molecule: messenger RNA, 3606 nt
Organism: Onychomys torridus (southern grasshopper mouse)
Lineage: Eukaryota; Metazoa; Chordata; Mammalia; Rodentia; Cricetidae
Gene: Cgn
Product: cingulin
Exons: 12
Coding region: 134-2314 (726 amino acids)
Source: RefSeq, a predicted model, not a curated record